AACGAGAUUAACAUCUUCAAAUACAAGUUCUUUUGUAUUACAUUUUCGUGGUUAAAACGUUUGAAAUUAUGCUUAAUUUUAACCAAGAAGUAUUCAUAGAUAUGAGUCAUGUUUUCAGAAAUGGAAUGAUGAAAUUUGUUAAGUUUAGUAAUCUCCGAUUAGUCAAUCGAUUUGACUGAGUAAUCAUGUAAUCUGUGCUAAGAUGAAUAUGCAGACGUAAAAAGAUACAUGAAGUGACGUGUUUAAUAAUUCGUUCACUUUUACGUACGAUAGAAAAACAUUUUCACAUAACGCUAUUAUUAAAAUUGAUAACUACUAAUAUUAUUAAUUAUCCACUAAAUUACAACCUUUGUUUACAUUGUUCUUGUAUUCUGUAAAAGAAAUUUGAACACUUUUUCUUUCAGUAGUAUAUUUAUUUUUAAGCAACAUCACAAAUUGUUGCAAUGUGUAAAAGCACACGCACUUUACGGCUGCUGAUACGUCUUCAUGCAACUUGAAUUAAAUGCACAUUAACAGGGACGUUUGCAACGCAAAAAGUUGAAGUCAAUGUUUUCUAUGGAAGGUUUACUAAAACAAGGUGCCGAAGGGCGCUUAUAUUUAGGUGAAUACAAGAGUGGAAAAUGUCUUAUUAAAGAACGAUUUGUUAAAAAAUAUCGUCAUCCGGACUUGGAUCAGCAGAUUACACGACAACGUAUGAAAGCUGAAAGUAAAGCGGUUAGCAGAUGCCAAGCUGCUGGUAUAUUGGUUCCCCGAAUGUUACAUAUGGAUUUGCCUGAGCGUAAAAUCUAUAUGGAAUUUUAUGAAAAUGCUGUAACCGCUAAAGAAUAUAUAGAGCGAGCGGUAAAGGAACAAAAAGAGCAAAAUGAACAAAGAGAGAUUCUGAAGACGUUGUGUGAGCGUGUAGGAAAUAUUAUAGGAUGCAUGCAUGCUCACAAUAUAAUACACGGGGAUCUAACGACAUCAAAUAUUUUAAUCAAUCCUAAAGUCAAUAACAAUUUUAUAGAUUAUGAAGUGAUAUUUAUAGAUUUUGGGUUAAGUCACUACAACCAAGGCGCGGAAGACAAGGGUGUAGAUUUAUAUGUUUUAGAACGGGCUUUGUUAAGCACCCAUAGUGAACAACCAUAUUUAUUUGAAUACAUAUUGCAGGCUUACCGCAAACAAUGCGGGGAAGAUGAAGUAUCAGUAGUGGCAAAAUUUGAAGAAGUACGAGCAAGAGGUCGUAAAAGGACCAUGAUUGGUUAACAUACUUCAAAAUUCAAUUUAUUUUUAGAAAUAAAAAUUACUGCAAACUUAU
This is a messenger RNA of Glossina fuscipes, 1294 nucleotides long. It is a transcript of the gene Prpk, whose product is annotated as EKC/KEOPS complex subunit bud32. Gene Ontology annotation, cellular component: cytosol; nucleus; EKC/KEOPS complex. Bases 547 to 1242 code for a protein of 231 amino acids. Gene Ontology annotation, biological process: protein phosphorylation. NCBI's taxonomy places the organism in Eukaryota, Metazoa, Arthropoda, Insecta, Diptera, Glossinidae. Gene Ontology annotation, molecular function: protein serine/threonine kinase activity; ATP binding. The transcript has a single exon. The record is from RefSeq and is a predicted model, not a curated record.